This is a messenger RNA of Nymphalis io (European peacock), 4883 nucleotides long. RefSeq names its product two pore channel protein 1-like. The transcript has 17 exons. Bases 28 to 2457 code for a protein of 809 amino acids. The record is from RefSeq and is a predicted model, not a curated record. Gene Ontology annotation, molecular function: monoatomic ion channel activity; voltage-gated channel activity. NCBI's taxonomy places the organism in Eukaryota, Metazoa, Arthropoda, Insecta, Lepidoptera, Nymphalidae. Gene Ontology annotation, biological process: transmembrane transport; monoatomic ion transport. Gene Ontology annotation, cellular component: endosome membrane; lysosomal membrane.
AUUGUUUAAAAAAAUCAGUACUCGGAAAUGGCUUCUUUGAGGAGCCCGUCUUCUCCGACCGACGGUUAUAAAAGAUUCAGUGAUGAUUUUGCAAACACCAGCAUCAACAAUUACGGCUCCAACGUCACAAAUAACCGUGCUGAAACAGAUGGCGGCGGAGAUGCAACUUUGGAUAUGGGCAGUCGCUCGUCCCUCCACACUGGCUUGCAAAUGUCGGAGGAUGAGCAUUGGGAGAUGAAUUAUCAUGAAGCAGCUAUUUAUUUAGAGGAAGGAUUAAAUAAUGAAAAAUUUGAUUCUCAUCCUUCGAGCCCAGAGGAGCUACCGGCUUAUCUUAGAGUUCAUAACCCUUGGUACCACGGGCUGGACUUGCUGGCCUCGCUGGUUUUAAUUCUUCUGGCAUUUACUGAAGAUCCAGCUGUUCCAGCUUUUGAGCUUCCAGUUUGGGCACAUGGUACGAUAGAACUGUUGGCGUUAUCUGUGAUCGGUAUAGAAUUACACCUUAAAUUAAAAUGGAUAGGAUGGGGGACGAUUUUUAAGCAUAAGAGAACAAUGCUGAAGGGAAUUACACUCUUAAUAAUGGUAUUAGAAGCAGUUGUAGUGCUCUGUAGACAGUCAUCCCACUUCAGAGUCACAAGAGCGCUCCGACCCAUCUUUCUGGUCGAUACCCGGCAUUGUGGGGGGGUCAGACGAUUUAUUAGACAGAUCCUGCAAUCUUUACCACCUAUUAUUGAUAUGUUAGGUCUUCUUAUGUUUUUCGUAGCCACGUAUUCCCUUUUGGGAUAUUAUCUGUUCACUGAGCACGUGGAUAAUGGACAUUUUCAAACGAUCAGCGACUCAUUUGUUAGCAUGUUUGUUCUGCUUACAACGGCCAAUUUCCCAGACGUUAUGAUGCCGUCAUACGCCAAAUCGAAGUGGUACGCCGUAUUCUUCAUCCUCUACAUUAUAACCGUUCUUUACGUUCUUAUGAAUUUGAUGCUGGCCGUGGUGUACGAGACGUUCACCCGCAUCGAGCGCGACAAGUGCCGCGCGCUGCUGCUGCACCGUCGCGGCGCGGCGCGCCGGGCCUUCCGCCUGCUCGUGUCGCGCCGCGCGCCGCGCGCCGUGCGCCUGCGGCACUUCGCCGGCCUGCUGCGCCACUACGCGCCGCACUACGGCGGCCUGGACGUGUACCUGAUGUUCAAGCAGCUGAGCCGCUCGGGCGGCGGCGGGCUGUCCCGCGCGGAGUUCGCCAACGUGUACGAGGUGUUCGCGCUGCGCUGGGCGGCGCAGGCGGCGCGCGCGCCGUGGUACGGCGCGACGGCGCUCGAGCCGCUCGGCCGCGCCGCCGCCGCCGCCGUGCGCUGGCCCUACUUCGAGCACCUCGUGUAUGCAAUUAUUAUCGGCAAUGGCGUAUCGAUGAUCCUUCGAGUGUGCGAGGCGGCCGGAGACCUGCAGGACAGCGCAAGACUCCUUUGCGCGUCUUGGGACACCUGGCUAUUCCUUAUAUUGUUCCUCCUGGAGGCAGCUUUGCGUAUAAUGGCGUCAGGUCUGUCCGUGUAUCUGGAGAGCGGCUGGAACGUGUUCGACCUAAGUGUGACGCUGCUGGCCCUGCUCGGAGCCGUGCUGCUCACGAUAGCGCCUAAACUCUUCAUUGUUGUCAUGUUCAGACCGCUCAGGCUAAUGCGCUUGUACAAGCUGAAGAAGCGCUACCGUGACGUAUUCGGUACUCUCGUACUACUAUCUCCUCUCAUGUCCUCGGCGGGCUGCGUGAUGCUGGUCAUGUACUACUUCUUCGCCAUCAUUGGGAUGGAACUGUUCGCUGGUUACGACUUGAGGAAUUGCUGCAUCAACACAACCGUGGAAGAUUUCUACAAGUACUCAGAGAACAGUUCGACCCCUCUUGGCUACUACUAUCUCAACAACUUCGAGAACAUUCUCACGAGCGGCGUUUCGCUGUUCGAGCUGACCGUCGUCAACAACUGGUUCAUACUCAUGAACGCCUACGCUACCGUCGCGGGACAGUUCAGCAGGAUAUACUUUAUGGUUUUCUACCUAUUCACAAUGGUGGUACUGACUAUUGUGGUAGCGAGCGUGCUGGAAGCGUUCCGGUUCAGGAUACAGUAUAAACGCAGCACCACUAAGAGAGACGAGGAGAAACUGCUGCAUGAAGAGGUGCACACGAGCUGGGAAGAGGCGCAGAGGUUAGGGGCCAGCGGGGAUUUGGCAGAGGAGCUGCGCGCGCACUUACCUCCCGGGAUGCAAGUUACUUUCAUAGGAACGAGACCUCGUACUAAAGAGGUGUUGCAGAGAAGGAUGUACCAGGCGGAUAUACAGAAGUGGCUUGCUGAGGAGGAUGACAGCGAAGAUGCUCCUCCAUCAACCACGGUGACAUCCAGUGAGGAUCCCCUCUCCCCACCAAUUAUCCAGCAACCGGAUUCAGAAAACAACCACCAGAUAAGAACCGGUUAUCAAUUGUAGAAUUUAAUACUCCGCGUCCUCAACAGCAGACUUUCAUUUAUAUGGGACGUAAUAAAUAACUUAUGAAGUGAAAUUAAGUGACAUCGGAAGUGUCUUUGAUGGAUUAAUGUUAUAAAAAUAUAGUUAGCUAAUUUUAUUAUUUGCAAAACGCAAUAUAAAUAGAUAAUAAACAAUAUUAAAUUAUAAUAAUAUAAUGCAACGGUUAGAUCUGAGUUUGCAGCUUCAUAACAAAAAGCGUAGAUAUCGUUGCUGCAUAGUUUUAAUCGUAUAUUAUAUCUAAUUUAUUCAGCAUUAUUCGAUUUAAGUAACAAAACCGCUAUUAAGUGAUUUAAUUUAUUAAAAUAAAUAUUCUAAUAAAGUAAUAUUUUAUACAAUUGAACAUUCAUGAUCUCUAGUAAUUCCAUAGACAAUAGAUAUUGAAACUUGAAUAUUUUUCACUAGAAUUUUGAUAUAGUUAAUUGGUACUAAAAUUUUUGUCAUCGUAAGUGUAAGAUACCGUAAGUGUCCAAUUGAAUGCAAGCCAAGCGUGCCACUUUUUUACUCUACAUAUCUAUUUAGUCAAUGAAGUUUUUUUUAUGUUUGCUUAGCUUUUAUGGUAGUAAAGCCAAUCAAAAACAGAUUGCUAACAAAAUGUGCAUUGUAGACACAAGUAAAUUUGGAGAGCUCGCGUUAUCUAUCUCCAUUAAUAACUUCGAUGACAACAUAUAAAUUAAUUGACAGAACUUGGACGCUACGUUCGAGUUACAAUUGAAAGUGUUACCAAGUGAAGUAAAAUCGACAAUAGUAUAGGCUAGGGUCACACUUGCAACAAAGUAAUAUUACCAAAACGGAUUUUUCAUAAGUCGUUUUCACUACUGGUGAAUCAUAAUCCACGAUCAGAUAUAUUAACUUCCAAGAGUAGAUACAAUUGCCUUUUUAAUGUGUAUAUUACGAUAAGACCAAGGUACUUGAUAUAAUUUAAUAGACCUUUGGUAACGCUUUGACGAUGUAAAAUAUAUAAAAUGUUUUGACAGAGGAUCCCUUGAUAUCGUCACGGUAACAUGCGAAAGCGAUCCCGUGACGCUCCUCGUUAAGACGGAAAGGGUACCGCUAGUUUUUUAGUGGGUAUUCCGAUGUUUGGGGCGCACUCGGCGCUUUGGACACCGGUGAGCCCCACAUACCCCCCACUGACCCCGUGGGAAAAACGCGUAACGCGUUUUUUCAGCGUAAAAAAAAAGGAUCCCUUGAUAUCAUUCACGCGCUCGUUUUUUAUAGGGACCUUGUGAGAGUAAUACUUCUGCUGCUAAAUACAUAUAUAAAAAAGGGAAAUUUAUCUUGUUAAUUCUAAAAGUACGAAUAAUAGUUUUUAUGAAUUGUAUUAUAUAACAUCUGUGAUAGAUGCUUGAAAGAGUUUAUAAGAGCGGCUAUUUUUAUUUAAAAAAAAAAAUUGGGUCAUUCUCAAUACACCAAAAACUUUUUGGUUAUUAUUUAUUUUUUAAAUUAAAUAGUUUUAAUUUUGAGUAUUACUAGAAUACUAGUUAUAAAAAUUAAUAAUAUAAUUAUUAAAAUCUUCCAUUAUAUACAAUAUGUUUUUAUUAAAGUUAAUUUAUUUGAUAAGAUUUAUUUUACUCAAAUAAUGCAAAAACGUUGAAAUUUUAGGAAAUGUUUACUUACCACAACUUUUUUAAUGGACAGCUAAAAUUGUUUUUUGCUUAUGAAAAAAAAAAAUACUAUAUAUAUAUUUUUUUCAUUACCUCUUCAUUAUUCUAUGAGUUUCCACUUCAGUGACCGUAGAAUAAAUAAAAUUUGUAGAAAGAUUAACUACAAGGAGGUUGCAGGCCCGAGUAUGAUCUCUUAAAAUAUUUAAUCUUAGCUUGUUUUAGUGAAACAGUAUUAAAUUUUUUCCACUCAAUUAAAAGUAUAUAGUGAAGUAUAACGGUCUUAUUGAAAAAUAAAGAAAGCAGCUCUAGUUGAGUAGGGUUCAGGUACGAGGCCUUAUAGUAUUUAAUAGGUAUUUAUUUAUGUAGGUGGUAGAGGUUCUAUAGUAUUGAACGAUUUAAGUGUGGCAAGGUAAGGCUUCUGUUUAAAUUGCUUACAAAAUUAUAGCAUUCUUUCAAUCGUCGUAGAUCUAGUUGUUAUAAGAUAUUGAAACUUAACGUUAAGUAUCAUGGUAAAAUGAGAUAUAAAUAUAUUGAGAUUAAUUCACGUAUUUUUUUUUCUAUUCAAUUUAAAAUAUAAAUGAGAUGGUGCUAGACUGUUUUUACAAAUUUCGUUUAAUAUUUUUUAACCGUUUCUUCGAAUGCAUUGUUAUAGUUAAACUAUUUCCUAAAGAAUACUCCAAAUCGGAAUAAUUAUGGCAGCUAAUUUUAAUAUAUUAUAUAAUCGUAAGUUUUAUUUAAGUACAUAUUUUGUAGAUUAUGGCUUAUCAGCUUAUUAAAAUAAUUUAU